ACGUGUGCGGCGGCGGGGCUCGGCUCCCGCAGCGCUGCCAUGAGCGUCGGUUUCAUCGGUGCGGGGCAGCUCGCGCUCGCCCUGGCCAGGGGCUUCACGGCGGCAGGGGUCCUGGCCGCGCACAAGAUCACGGCGAGCUCCCCGGACACGGACCUGCCCACCGUGAGCGGGCUGCGGAAAAUGGGCGUGAACUUCACGGUGAGCAACAAGGACACGGUGAAGAACAGCGAUGUCCUCUUCCUGGCCGUGAAGCCCCCUAUCAUCCCCUUCAUCCUGGAGGAAGUGGGCCCCGAUAUCGAGGCCCAUCACAUCGUGGUCUCCUGCGCGGCCGGUGUCACCAUCAGCUCCAUCGAGAAGAAACUCUCUACCUUCUGCCCCACACCAAAAGUGAUCAGGUGCAUGACCAACACCCCUGUCAUUGUCCGGGAAGGCGCUACAGUCUAUGCUACUGGCACUCACGCGGAUGUGGAGGAUGGGAAGCUCUUGGAACAGCUGAUGGCCAGCGUAGGCUUCUGCACCGAGGUGGAAGAGGACCUGAUUGAUGCUGUAACAGGGCUCAGUGGCAGUGGCCCUGCCUAUGCGUUCACUGCCCUGGAUGCUCUGGCGGAUGGGGGAGUGAAAAUGGGUCUUCCCCGCAGGCUGGCUGUUCGGCUUGGAGCGCAGGCUUUGCUGGGUGCUGCCAAGAUGCUGUUGGAGUCUGAGCAGCAUCCUGGGCAGCUGAAGGACAACGUCUGCUCCCCCGGGGGAGCCACCAUCCACGCCCUGCACUUUCUGGAGAGUGGUGGCUUCCGCUCACUCCUGAUCAAUGCUGUGGAGGCUUCCUGCAUACGAACAAGGGAGCUGCAGCAUUUGGCAGACCAAGAGAAGAUCUCCCCAGCAGCCAUAAAGAAGACUUUGCUGGAUAAGGUUAAGCUGGAGUCUCCUUCUGUGUCACUGGCAUCUGCCAGCAAAGUCAGUCUGUUCAACAAUAAGCACCCUGGCAGCAAGAAGAACUGAAUAGGCUGCUGUAGUUGGCUGUGCUGAAUAUCAGUCUCCUCUGUGCCCUUUCUUUAUGUCUAAGAACACUCGCUCUGAAUGCUGGUGUCCGCCAUGCCUGGCUCUUGGCAGCUGUGGGACGGUGCAGUGCUGUAGAAGAGGUUCUUUAACUUGUAGUGGGGUUGGUGCAAACCGUCCCUGGCAUUGCUGAUCUUUGUUGGGCAGGGGUGAUGCCAUCUUCAGAGCUUCAUCAAGGGCAUCGUUUGUUCAGAAGCCUUGGGUACUUGUCGGACUCAGGCAGUGUUCGAGGUGUCCCAUGCAGAGGUGGCUCCUAAUUGGAUUUUUAAAGAGGUUUCAGAAUGUCUUGCGGUUUCCAAGGCCCUAUCUUACAUCUGCUGUCUGAGCCUGUGUCUUCUUACUGUCUUUACUAGCUAGAGCAGAUGCUGCCAUGCAGAUGCAGUGCUGUGCACUAUGUUGGAGGCUGGGCCCUAAAGUGCCUCUCAGAAGGAACCAAAGUGCCUCUGCCCAUCUUCCAUCUGCCUUCACUUUGAGACAGAUGGUGUGAACCUCUGGACACUCUGUUUCUGUCUGGCACUGCUCUCUGUCCUCCUGGUGUGGGGAACUGUGAGCUGUUCUCACUGACCCUACUUUGCUACUAGCAUUGGGCGGUUGGGCAGGGGAAGGGGUAGUGAGGGCUCCCUUUUCGCUUGGUCGCUGAAACUUCAUGCAGGUGAUGCAGGAAAAGCAUUUUGGUAUCGAUGCAGAGGCUGCCAAAGGUGCUGGUAAUGCUAAAGCAGUUUUAGUGCUAGGCUCUCAGCUGGUAGCAAGAGUUUGACCCUGUAGGCAUGACAGAUGGUUGCUCCUCUUCCCUCUAAUAAUAAACUGCUGCUCCAGCAGAGCUCUGGCUAACCCCA
Neopsephotus bourkii (Bourke's parrot) is the source of this 1889-nucleotide messenger RNA. It is a transcript of the gene PYCR1, whose product is annotated as pyrroline-5-carboxylate reductase 1. Gene Ontology annotation, molecular function: pyrroline-5-carboxylate reductase activity. Lineage: Eukaryota; Metazoa; Chordata; Aves; Psittaciformes; Psittacidae. The transcript is spliced from 7 exons. Bases 40 to 996 code for a protein of 318 amino acids. The record is from RefSeq and is a predicted model, not a curated record. Gene Ontology annotation, biological process: L-proline biosynthetic process.